Penicillium manginii is the source of this 903-nucleotide messenger RNA. RefSeq lists its product as uncharacterized. The record is from RefSeq and is a predicted model, not a curated record. The transcript has a single exon. Bases 1 to 903 code for a protein of 300 amino acids. Lineage: Eukaryota; Fungi; Ascomycota; Eurotiomycetes; Eurotiales; Aspergillaceae.
AUGAAGAUCACUCUUUUCUGGGCCUCCAUCGCCCUCUCAGCCCUACCAAGGGCUCUAGCAGCUACUGAAUCCACAGCGACAACUGCUACGGCCACCACCACCUCUACUUCCACAGCUCAUAGCUGUACGGCUUCUCUCGUCACAAAGCUCUGCGACUACCCAUCACCUGGCGAUGCCUUUGCCGUCGCCGAAGAUAGCAGAGCCUCCUGCUGGGACUACUGUAACGCCCACCCUCCUUGCGACUUCCUUAUCUUCGAUGCCGGAAACCCUUACCUAGGCACCGGCUCAUGCUGGCUAUACCCGGGACAAACCUUCAAUGAGAGCAAAGGUACCACUGGUUGCUCCAAUCCCAAUCUGUCCGUCUACGACAAGCCCGUAUGUGCUAGCCCAACCACUACCGCCACCACCACUGCCAGCGCCUGCACCGCGACCGAGACUCCCACUGCUGUUGCCUCAGUCUGCGGAUACCCAACCCCUGAUGACAACUGCUUUUCUACUUGCAGCGCUAGCUCGGGCGCAGUGGACUGCUUGAGUCAGUGUGUCAAGGCCGGUUUGUGCAACUAUGUCGUCUUCAACCCGCAUAACGACGAUAACUCACAGUAUGCUUCGGGGACUUGCUGGAUGUAUCCGAACGGCACGUACAAUGCUGCGGAUGCCACCACUUGCACUGGCGAUGCUGAGCAAUACGUGUAUAAAAACCCGUGCCCGAAUCUUGACCUCAUGACGAGCUCCGGGUUGGCGCAACUUGCUAGCAGCCUUGUAAUCCCAGGCAAUACUACAAACGCAACUACUAGCGCUACGGCGGCCGCAACUACCACCAGCAAGAAUUCCGCACCCACCGGCCUCUCGCUGUCUGGGCCAUUGGCUAUCGGCGUAGCUUUGUUGAUUGGACAGGCUCUUUGA